AUGACGUCUAUAAUUAAAUUUUUCACUAUAUCGGGGGCCAUGGACGAAUCGCCACCAUGUUAUUUAUUACAAAUUGACGAGUUUAAAUUCUUAUUGGAUUGCGGUUGGGAUGAACGUUUUAGUAUGGGCUUGAUAAACAAAUUAAAAAGGUAAUUAUUUUUUCUUUUUAAAAAAAGCCACGUGAACUUAUAAUGAUUUGUAUUAUUUUUCAUUUAUAAGGUAUAUACCUCAAAUAGAUGCCGUAUUGCUCACACACCCAGACCGUUUUCAUCUCGGAGCGUUACCAUACCUUGUUGGAAAAUGUGGUUUGAAUUGUCCAGUGUAUGCUACUAUACCAGUAUAUCAAAUGGGUCAAAUGUUUAUGUACGAUUUACAUCAGGUAUGAUUCUUAAUGUGAUUAUUUUCAUAUGUUUCAGUUUAGUGGCAUAUUUAGGAUUUUUCCAAGGAGAGAUAUUGAAUUUGGAAAUGAUUUCAUGUGGUAUAACAUAUACUCAAGUUAGGUAUAUACAUAUAAAAAAUAAUUAUUAACUUUUAUAUUUUUGUAAGUAAUUUAAAAUUCAAUAUCUGCUCUAACAUUAACAUUGAUAUCAAAUAAGCAGGUGCCAAUAUUUAAGUAAGUUAUUAUUAAUAAAUUAAAAUUUACUAUUGGGGUACUAAUCUAAUUUCCUUCAUGUUAUAGUGGUUUAGAUAAAAAUGUAUAUGUUCAGGAAUUUUAAUAUUUUAAUAAUAGGUACAAAAACAUAACAUUUUAAAUUUUUGAUUUAUAAAUAAAGACUAGGAUUUAUAUGUUUUUACAUAUCGUUACUAAGCAGUCUUAUGAGAGUAAGAAAUGUUAACCAUUCAUUCAAUUCUGAGUUUGUAGAAAAAAGUUUUUUUUGCAUACUUGAGAAUAUUUCAUGGGUUAAGAAAUAUUUAUCUUAUUUUGCAUAUUUUGGAAUAUUUUGUAAAUUGUAAAAAAAAUUUUUAAUAAUAUGGUACCUGGAAAAAUAUAUUUUGAACAUUUAUAAUUUUUUUUUUGUAUCAUUUUGAUAAAAAGGUUUAGUGUUGUAGUACCUACCUAUUAUAACCAUUAAACCAUUAAACAUGGAGACUAACCUGCAAUGCUGACUAGUUGUUUUUAUACUGAUAUAACAUAAAUGUAUUUGUUUAUCAUUAAUCAUUAUAUACUAUUGAUGUGUCCAAAUAUUUUGUUUUUCACUUUUCCAAUCACGUGUAGCCUGAUUUUUGAGUUUUAAAAAAAUUAAAGUACCUAUAUUAUUAUAUUUAUAUUAUAUUCUUACUCUUACUUAAGUGCACUAUUAUUCUAUUUUAAUAUGCAAGUGUCACUAAUUACUUAUGGAAUGUUGUAAAAAAAAUAGUAUAUUAAAACAUAUAUUGAUGUUCGUUGAUUAUUUUUGCAUAUUUUUCAAAUUUCUAAGAGAAUAUAAUGAGAAUAUUUUAAGGUGUUUUAGAAAAUAUUACCAUCAUAUUUUAGGUGUUUUAAGAGAAUAUAAAUCUGGUAUUUACUUAUAAGUAAUUUGAAAAAUAAAUGCAGUUUGGCUCCCAAGUGGUUUUUUUGGAAUUUAUUUUUUUUUAAUGUUGUUUAAUUUUCUUUUAGAAGUUAUGGUCAAUAAGAUGUUCUAGGAUAAUGGGGAUGGGCGAAGCCAUUGUAAUAGGUAAUUUAAUGUAUACCUGAUAAAUCAUUGCUAACAAAAAAACGAUUUUGAGCGGAGUUCAGUUGAUAAUGAUGCUUUGUCAACAAUAUAAUAUGCCAUAUUAUAGUAAAAUAAUUAAGUAGGCACUAUAUAUUUUUUUAAAUUUUUUAUUUGUUUAAUGUUGUACCCAUUUCUCUGUUUUUCCUAUGUUUUUUUCACAUUUGCUGAGAAAACUACAGAGAAAAUAAAAAAAAACAACCCUUUAAAGUACUUUUUCAGUGAAAUUCCCUUUUAGAAAAAUUGCUAUCAUUAAAAUUUGAAACGAAAUUGAUGGUAGAAAAGUUAUUCACAGAAAAAAGAAAAUUGUAAUAUUAUACAAAUAUAUUUCGUACAUUUGCCUGGUUUUUUUUUUUCAGUUUUUUGCAUUUGGUGAGAAAACUCUUGAGAAAAUCAACAAAUUACCUGUUUAUGGUAAAUUCCCUCAUUGAUUUAAUUUCAGAAAAGUUUCUACACAUCAGAACAAGUCUUGUGGUAGAAAAGUUGUACACAGAAAAAAAAAUAAACAUAUUUGUAAAACUAUAAACUUCUUGGCUUCACUUAGAAUCUAAAAGUUUAAAAAUUCUAUUCUAAUUUUUUACAAAAAUUUUGUUUUUAAGUUUAAAAUACCAAAAACUUAAAUUUUGUAUAAUUUUUUUUGUAAUUGUUAAUAUUUUUAUGCUUACUUAUUUUAAUUGAAUCAUAAUUUACUUAUUGCACUUGCUUUUUAUGUUAUUUUUAAUAAACGAUGUACAACUUAAUUAUAAAGUUAUUUCAAACAUUUGAAUAUUUAAGUAAUAAUAUUUAAAAAAAAGAACCCAUUUGUGGUGAGGUGGGGAACUUGUUAUGUUAUUACAAACUGAAUGAAGAAAAAGUAAAUUUUAAAUAACUUUAUAGUUAAGUUUUACUUGGUUUAUUAAUAAUUACUUAAAUCAUAAGUACAAGAACUAGUAAAAUUGUGAUUUUACCCAAAAGGUUGAAUAUAAAAAUAUUAACAUUUUAAAAAAUUUAUACCAAAAAAUUUAAUUUUUUGGUAAACUUUUUUUAGGUACUAAUUUGCUACUAUGAUAAUUGGAAAAAUUGUUCAUUUUAAAGAAUUUGAGCAUAUUUUUUUGAAGGUAACAUCAAAUAAAUUAAACAUGCAAAAACAGACAUUUUGAAAAAAAUUCCAAAAGUUGGUUUAGAACUACACUGCAUUUAUGCCAAAUUUGAACUUAAAAACAAAUGGACAUACUUUGCACAAUGGGUAAAUGUACACAAUGUUGUAGAUGAGAAGUUGGGAAGGUAGGAUAUAGAGAAAAUUGAAUGUAUAUUUGUAAGCAAAGAUUAAUCAUCACUAAUGAAAAAUGAUUUUAAGUGGAGCUGGAUUAAUAGUUUUGAUUUUCAACAAUAUAUAUACAAUAUUAUAGUUAAAUAAAUAGAUAUUGAAAUAAUUUGUUUGGACCAAUAACUAGAUUUAUUCCACAUAAUAUUUUACUAAAAGAUUUUUGUCAACAUUUGGUAUUAAAAUUCUUAUAAAAAAUACAUUCAAUUAAAUUUUAUUGUUUAGACCACAAUGUACGACUUCUAAUGAACUUCCUAGUCAAUUUUAGAAGAAGGAAAAAGGCAAAUAUAAGUUUCCUGACCAAAUUUCAAGUCUCUAUAAAUAUUUUUAACUGAAUUACAGAACAAAAAACAAAAUUGAAAAUAAUAAAAGUAUUGUUUUCGUAAGUUUUUCCAGUUUUUUCCAAUUAUUUUAAAAACUGCUUGGAAAAAUCAAAUAUUACAUCUUUAAAACACCACCCGAGAAAAAUUUCCUUCUAGAAAAGGUGUUACAUUUUAAAUUCCGAGCAAAAUUUCUGGUAGAAUUUUUGGUACAGAGUAUAAACAAAAAAAUAAACAUUGUAGAAUCAAUAUGUUUCUGGAUUUACUCAGAAUUUAAAAGUUCAAGGGUGGAGAUAUAUUUUCAUAAUCUUCCUUCACAAAUAUGCCACUAUUUGAAUUCAAUUUUAUGAAGGAAAAUAUUAUAGUUUUGAAUUUUUUUUUGUUGUAGUCUUUGUACAAUGUGGAAGAUUUUAAUUUAUUUAAUUUAGAUGAUGUUGAUGCUGCUUUUGAUAAAGUUAUUCAAGUAAAAUAUAACCAAAUUGUUUCCUUAAAAGGUAUGAUUUAUUAAAAUUUGUUAUUUGUGUAAUAAUAUGAAUAAAAUAAUGUAAUUUAUAUGUUUUUGUUUUUAUUAUUUUCAACUAAAUUUUAAAUUUGUUAAUUUAGGUAAAGGUAUUGGUCUAAGAAUUUUAGCAGUGCCUGCGGGUCAUAUGGUUGGUGGUACAAUAUGGAAAAUUUCCAAAGUUGGCGAAGAAGAUAUAGUGUAUGCUGUUGAUUUUAAUCAUAAAAAAGAACGACAUUUAAAUGGUAGUGAUUUAGAAAGACUCGGAAGACCAUCUUUACUUAUAUUGGAUUGUUUCAAUGCUGCAUAUUCUCAACCCAGGCGUCGAGCUCGAGAUGAAACACUCAUGAGUAUUACAUUUGUUCAAUUGUUUAUUACUAUAUUUAUUAUAAAAUUCAUAAAAAUAUUUAAUAAUUUUAAGCUUGUAUAUUGACAACACUUCGUAUCAAAGGAAAUGUGUUGAUAGCAAUUGAUACAGCUGGACGUGUUCUAGAAUUAAUGCAUAUGCUUGACCAGUUGUGGCGUAAUAAGGAGUCUGGUCUUUCUGUAUAUUCCUUAGUAUUUUUAACUAAUGUUAGCUAUAAUACUGUAGAAUUUGCCAAGUCACAAGUGUGUAUGAUAAUUAUUUUUUUAAUUAAUUUAUAUCUAAUUUUAAUUAAUUUAAUUUGUAGAUUGAAUGGAUGAGUGACAAAUUGAUGAAAAGCUUUGAAGGCGCGAGAAACAAUCCAUUUUAUUUCAAAUAUGUAAAACUAUGUCAUAACAUGAAUGAAUUAAACAAAGUCCCAGAACCUAAAGUAUACAUUUAUAUUUCUAGUUUUAUUUUACUUUGGUAACUGUUUUGAAUUUAGAAUAUUAGAUACAUUUUGAUGUUUGGAUAACAAAUUUCCUCAUGUUUUUCAGAAUGUGAAUAGAAAAAUCUCUAAGUUUGGUUAAAAAAUAUUUAUUGAUUUAAAAUUAUUUUAUAUUUUCUAUUAAUUAAGUAUAGUAUUUAUUUGGUAAAUUAUAAUAUUUGUGUCCUUUUUGUUUAUAAUAAAGGUUGUCUUAGCAAGUAAUGCUGAUUUGGAAAGUGGGUUUUCUAGGGAAGUUUUUCUCAUGUGGGCUCAGAAGGCGAAAAAUAGUGUUAUUCUUACAGACAGGUUAAGACUAUCUACAAUAAUAUAAAUACAUGUUAUUUAUUAGUUAAAAGUAUUUAUAUUAUAGGACAGCACCAGGUACACUAGCAAGAGAUUUAAUUGAUGGAGGUGGAGAUAGGUAUAUUAAAUUGACUGUUAAAAAACGUGUUCCUUUAGAAGAUGAAGAAUUAGAGCAGUAUAAUAAUAAACACAAAGCUGAUAAGAUGGAAGCUAGUAAAAAGUAUAUUUUUUUACAUUAGUUACUUGUAUUGCAUAAGAUAUGUACAUUUUUAAUUUAAAAUUUUGUAUCAUUUUAGUGUUCAAGAAAGUUCUGAUUCAGAAAAUGAUGAACCUAUAAGGGGUGAAUUUGAUUUACUUCUGGCCUCUGAGCCCAUAAAAAUAAAGAAAUCUUCAAAAAAAGAAUUACCACCAAUGUACCCAUGUUUUGAAGAGAAAUGCAAAGUUGAUCCUUUUGGAGAAGUCAUAAAGUAAGAUUUUUAAGUAAAAAUAAAAAUAUUUUUGUUAUAUCCUUGUUUUAAAUCUGCUUAGCUAACACUAUGUAUGUAACAAAAAUAUCUCUUAUAGUAUUUUUAAUAUUGAAAUUUAGAUACUUCUACUGUCUUUAUCACAAAAAAAUCAUAUAUUUAUACAUAAAUCAAAUAUCAAAUAAAAAAUGUUUAGUUUGGUAGUAAAUCAUUGUUUAAUGCUAGCAAUUUUCACAUUGUUCCAAGCCCAGCCAAAGAUGUCACACUAUUAUUCUAGAUAUCCCAAUAUCUUCUUAACCCUCAGUUAGUCCGAUGUGGUACAUAGUAUGUAUCCCAGUGUUUUAGAUACCAAGUUAUCUAGUAUCCAAUCUUUUUGAGUAUCUAUCCUAGAUAAGUAUAUUUAAAAUCAUUUAUUUUCAUUUUUGGUUUAGGUCUUUUUAUAGUCUAUUAUAUUUGUACUGAAGUUGACUGGGAUACAUAUUAUGUACCUUGUGUGACUAUUCGUAUAACUAUUUGUGUCAAUGUCAUAAACACCUAUUAUUGAGAAUCAUAUGGUAGUUAUAUUUGGUAUUUUUUUAGAAUAGUUAUUUCUUAUUGUAAUGUUAAUGGUGGCUAUGAAUUAUGAUAAAUUUGAUUAUACUUUGUUGCUAUAUUAUUAUUUAGAUUCACUUUUAUUAUUUGUGUACCUACAGUGUAUGUGUUUUCGUAUUUUAGUAAUUUUUUGUUCCUUUUUAUGUACUCUAUUUACUUACAUUAUUAUUAUAAUAAAAUGGAUAAAAAUCAUAUAUAAGAAUUAUUAGACACAAAAUGAUCAAAAUUAUUGGUAGAUAAAUGAUUUUAGAUUCUGAAUGUAUUGGUUUUACAAUGAUGUUUAUUUUUAUUUUACGUGAACACUUUCUACCAGAAAGUAUACUCUGAUUAUCAAGUAUAGCACCUUCUCUGAAAGAAAAUUUUCUAUGGGUGGUACUUUAAAGAGGUAGUUUUUUGAAAUUCUCAUUAUUAUUGAAAGAUAAGGUUGUCAUAGGCAACCAUAUUUAUUUAUUUUUGUUAUUAUUAAGUUUUUAUUAUUUUAAUCUUUUUUAAACAAUCAUUGUUGUGGUGGAAAUUAUUUUACGAUAACAUGACAUUUUACCAUAUAUUGUAUUGUUGACAAAGCAGCAUUAUCAACUGAACUCAGUUCAGAGUUAGAAAUGGUUUAUCAUUAUUUAUUGAUGUACAUUAAAUUUCUAUCUAUAGCUUAGCUUCCCAAUUUUCCACCUACAGUGGAUGUAACAGUGGUUACACCCAUGUGCAAAGUAGCAAAGUAUGUCCUACUACCUUAAGUCUACCCAAUUAAAUGGAUCACUAUACAGAUAUAAAUUAAAUUUUCCCUCUACCUUCCCUAAUUCAUUCCUACAAUAGUGGCUCACCCAUCAUGCUAAGUAUGUCCAUCUUUUUUUUUUUGAAUGUAAGAUUAAAUUUUGAUGAAAAUUAUAAAUAUUACUGCAUUUUAAAAUGUAUAUACCUAACUGAGGAUCUUAUUUUGUUAGAAUGAUUAGAGUUAUGUACAAAUAUAAAUUAAAUAACUAUAUAUCCAACCUUCCCAACUUCCCACCUAUAAUAGUGGUACAUUUACUAACAGUAUCAGCUGUUUUUUGGGUUUCUUUCAAAUAUACCAUACUGCUUAUUUAAUUAUCAUUUAUAGACCAUAUAUUAACCAUAUAACUGAAGUAUAAAUUUAUUAAUACUUUAUUUUCAAUGAAAAGUAAUUUACCUUCUGGAGACCUCAACUAUCUAAAAAUCUUCAAAAUUAUUGAUAAACCUAAGUAUGUGAUAAACAAUUAUCAUUUGUAAUUGGGAUUACUUGUAAUUAUUUAUUUAUUGUGUUUUGUAAUUAAGAGGUGUGGCAAUUAAAUAACAAGAAUUUUAGUUUUUGGGCUUCAAGUUUUGACAUUGAUUACUUUGUAAUAGGCUUAUCAUAAUGUUCAAAAGUUUUUACAUGAGUUAUAUAAGUUUGAUCUUGAUCUGAUUAAUAUUUAGUGAUGUGCGCAUUUCAAAGUGUUAGUGCCCUGAUGGUAGUCUAAUAAAUAUGUGUGGUAAAUAAAUAAAAUGGAGCAUCAAGUUUUUUGUGAAAUCCAUAGAAAAACCACCCGAAAUAUUAAAAUAUGUAUACAUAUAGAAUUAAAAAUUGCCAUUAAUAACAUGACAGGUGCACUGAAAAAAAAAGAAGUAAGCAAACUAUCAAAAAUUAAGUGUGUUGCAGAUUUUGACAAUAAUUUUUCUCAUUGAAAUAUUGAAGUAAAUGUGUGCAUGAGUUGGAUGUGUCAUAUCUGAAUCAGCAGAAAAUGAUUGGAUUUUUCAUCAUCCUUUCUUUCCCCCCCCUCCCCCACCAUUUCCAUAUAGCUCUGAUCACCAUUAGACUUUUGACUAUUACUAUAGUUAAAUUGACACUGUUUCAAAGGUUUGAAUAACAUUGAAGGACCUCACUCCAUCCAUAUGUCUUCCAGGGAUACUUCCAAAAAUGGGGGAAGCUCUGAAAUAAGUUCAUCAGAUUCGAAAGGGAGUACAUUAAGGAUAUCGGUGCUUACAUUAUAUGUAAAUAUAAAAUUAAUAACAAAUUCUCCUUUUUUAAUUGCCACUCUUCCUGUUUAUGUUCUGUCAAAUAAAACUGAGUUUAGAAGCAUACAAGAAAAUGACCUAAAAAAAAAAUGUUAUCUUUUGUUAAAAUUAAAGAACAAAAUUCAUAUUUUAAAACAUGGGUACAUUGAAUUUUUAAUUUAUUAACAAUAUAUUGGUAAAAUUUUAUCAUAUUUUAUAUUUUAUUAUGAAGAUAAUUGUUGUGAUAUAUCUAUUGAUAAUAUAAUAAUGCUUAUCAGAAUAUUAAUUUUUUUACAUGCAAUUUUUUUAGCCAGCUUAAUUGUUAUUGAUUUUAACUAAUAAUUAAAAAUAUAAUAUAUAUUGUAUUUAAACAUUUCAAACAUUUUUAGUUUGGUUCAACUACAUAAUUGGAUUCAUUUAAAAUGACAUUACUCCUUCUAGGGAACAAACUGAAAACAUUUUAAACAGUUGACAAAUAAGUUAUUUAAUGAAUUAAAUAAAUUGCUUAAUAUAAUUAACUAACUAUGGUUUUCCCUAUUUAUCAGACUCAUUAUGUAAGUUUGUUGUAAUGUCCUCAUGAGUUUUCUUUUUUAUAGCUUCUAAAAUGAUUAAUUAUUUUUGUUCCUAAAGAUUUUGAUUUGUUAUAUUUUUUUGACAUUAAUAAUUGGAAAUUUUGUUGUUAUUUUUUUAUAAAAUAUUGUAUAUAAUUUCUAUCACAAUAAAUAUUUGUUGAUUAGAAAAGAAGAUUUCCUUAAAUUUGAUGCCAAAGUAGAAGAUGAAAUUAAUUUAGAUGAACAAAUUAAAAAACCGGACAAUGUAGAUGAAGAAAUUGAUUUAUGCGAAAUUCCAUCCAAAUGUGUGCAAUAUGAAGAAACAAUUUUUAUAGCAGCAAAAGUUAUACAUAUUGAUUUUGAAGGUCGUUCAGAUGGUGAAUCAUUGAAACAAAUUGUCCUUGCUUUAAAACCAAGACGUUUGUUAAUAAUAAGAAGUCCACAAACAAGCUCUAAAAUAAUUAUAAAUUUUGCCAAAGUAUUUUGUGAUAGUGCAGUAUUUUCACCUGGUGUUGGACAAUGUCUGAAUGUAACAUCUGAAUCACAUAUUUAUCAAGUAAUAAAUAUUUAAAUUUAACUCUUAUGAAAAUAUAAUUUUUUUUGUUGUUUGACUUAUACAUUUUAGGUACGCCUAACAGAUGAGCUCCUUUCAACACUACGUUUUAAAAAAGGUCCAAAUGGAGAUUUAGCUUAUUUGAAUGCUACAUUAAAACCAAAAGAAAAAAAAAGUGAAAAUGAAAAUGCCAUGAAUGUUGAUAAUGUUGUUAUCCCAGAAAAAAGUAAAAUGAUUAUCUUAAUAUAAUUGAAAAUUGAGAUUUUUAUUAUUUAUUUACUUUUAUUUUUUACUUUGUUUUAUUUUAUGUAGUGCCUAGAAUAGAUGAGCCUAUAUUUACAUUAAAACCUAUACCAGUUAAUGUAAGUUUAUUUUUGUUUUAUUAUCAAAUUUAAUUAUAGGUAUGUAAUUUGAAUGGUUUACUUUUCAGGACACUUUAUGCCGGAAAGCCAUAUUUAUCAAUCGUCUAAAAUUAUCUGAUUUUAAACAAAUUUUAUCUAAAAAUAACAUACCUUGUGAACUUUCAGAAGGUGUCUUAUGGUGUUGCAACCGAACUGUUUGCGUGCGUCGAGUAAGUAUUACUUUGGAUUUUUUUAAAUGUGUAUAUCAGUGGUGGAUCUAGAGUUUGAAAACUGUGGGUCAGCUUAUUUCAUAAUGGUUAUCUACCUAGCGUCUUUUUUGGGGGGGAGGUGCUUCCUUUGGUUCAUAUUUGUGUAUUGUAUUAUGUAAUUAAUGAUGUAUAUUUCACAACUAGAAAUAAAAGUACAUAAUUGUAUACAUAUUGAUUUUCUUAGAAAAAUAUUCAAAGAUGAUAUGACAUAUCAUCAAAUAUGCGUUAAUUCAGUGGCAUAAAUAAAAAGAAAUUUCUGGAGGAGUUUAUAUUAAGUGUACGUAUGUAUGGUGAUCAAUUUUCUAUAAGACAUUUGUUUUAUAUGUUUUACUUUUUGUAACAUUUCAAGAAACUAUCAUAAUAUAAGUAUAAGAUAUACUUACAUAAUACUUUUGCCAAAAAAAAAAAAUUUUAAAUUGGAUUAUAUUUAGAGAAAAAAUAACAAGUUGUUUUUAGAUGAAUAUUCAAUAAUAUAUUAAAAAUAUAAAGAAAAUAUUUUGAACACAUGGCCUUGAAUUUGAUUGGGGGAGAGAGUUACUACAUAUUGUCGUAAAUUUUUUUAAUAAAUUCCAAUUUUCAACUAUUUUUGUCCACACAUGUGUAGUAAAAUAAAAAUUACUUUAAUAAGAACCACUGGUUUGAGACUGGAUAUGGAUUUUUUUAUGUUUUUCUGAGUAUCUUUGACCUGAACAAUAUUUUGAUAUCUUCAAAAUUGACAUUUUUAGGACAUCAAAUGUUUUCGAAAGUUAGGUAUUAUUAUAAGGAAUAAUUUUGAUAAUAGUUUAUUAAUUUAAUUAAAAACAUAAUUUAUUAAUAAUACUAAUGAUAAUUUAGUAGUUUAAAUAAAAAUAAAUUGUUAUGGGAAUACCUAUAAAUGGGUGAUUAAGAUGGAUUGACUGUAGUAAUAUUAAAAUAAUUUAUUACACUUCAAACUCAUAAAAUUUGUUUUUUGGUUCUAAACUAUUGCCAUAUUAUAUGUAUUACUUUUGUAUAUUUUAGAAUUCUUCUGGAAAAGUUUUAGUUGAAGGAAUAAUUAGCCGGCAAUACUAUUUCAUUCGAAGUUUGUUAUACAGUCAGUUUAUUAUACUUUAA
Molecule: messenger RNA, 10793 nt
Organism: Cinara cedri
Lineage: Eukaryota; Metazoa; Arthropoda; Insecta; Hemiptera; Aphididae
Source: the annotation of a GenBank genome assembly